Messenger RNA from Malassezia restricta, 1125 nucleotides. RefSeq names its product large subunit ribosomal protein L4. Gene Ontology annotation, biological process: translation. The coding region runs from base 1 to 1125 and encodes 374 amino acids. Gene Ontology annotation, molecular function: structural constituent of ribosome. The record is from RefSeq and is a predicted model, not a curated record. Gene Ontology annotation, cellular component: ribosome. Lineage: Eukaryota; Fungi; Basidiomycota; Malasseziomycetes; Malasseziales; Malasseziaceae. The transcript has a single exon.
AUGUUUGGCCGUGCCGCGCAUAUAGCGCCCGCCAUUACUUCUGCAGGAAUUAGAGCGCGAAGCAUGAUCAUGCGUCCCAUGGGUACGCGAUUCAUGCACGCGCAUGACGCUCAGGCUUCCACAUCAGAAGCUGAUUACACACAGGUAGAUGGGUCGGAGCUCUUUGCUGUAGAGCGCUCUUCGCCUAUUGUGCACACGCGUCUUUCAUACCUCAGUCCUGAGACGCGCCCAAAAGGUAAGAAAGCUUUGUCAUACGUCCCUAUGUCGGCGCAUGUGUUCAAUGCUGCACCACACCAGCAUGCGAUGCACAUGGCUGUCGUAUACUAUCUUGAUGCGCUGCGCAGUGGCACUGCUAGCACCAAAACGCGCUCUGAAGUGUCUCGUUCAGGAAGGAAGCUGCGCCCUCAAAAGGGUUCGGGAAAAGCGCGUUUGAGUGAUGCUGGAAGCCCUAUGCUUCGUGGCGGCGGUGUGGCCCAUGGUCCUAAGCCACGCGAUUUCAAGACCGAGCUUCCGCGCAAAGUACGCGAGCUCGCAUUGCGAUCUGCCUUGAGCGCUCGAUUGCAGGAAGGAAGCCUGCACGUUGUACCCAGUUUGCACUGGUACGCACCACCUAUGUCGACCAACAAACUUGCACGCCUUCUGAGUGCGAAACAAUGGACAGAUGCCUUGCUUCUCACUGCACCCAGGCAACCCGUUCUACCUAUGACGAGCGAGAGGGGUGCAAUGCGUCCAUCAUCUGUGGAUCUAUUGUAUACCGACGACCAAAUUAUGCGCCAUGCCAAGUACAUUCGCAACUUUGACCUAGCGUCGCGCAAUUUGCCAGAUGUGCAGCUCAUGCGUCUUCACGAACUUCCACCUCACCCUCGUCCGCGUCUUGAGCACGAAAAGCAACCUGGUGAGCUGCAUGCGUAUCAAGUCCUGCAGUACAAGAGGGUGAUUAUGGACUUGGGUGCUCUUGAGUGGCUUGAAGCCAAGCUUGGUGGUUCCCUUGUUCAUCAAGUGUAUGCCGAAGAGAUGCUCCAUUGGAACGAACAGCAGCCUCCGUUUGAUACGAGCGAGACCCACGAGGCACCACCUGCCGCAACAACUGACCCGCUGGACACUGCGGUGCCCUCGGCUGCUUAA